GCUCUUCUCUCCUGAAGUGGAGAGAUAAGCAAAUGCUGAGUUUGUUCCUUCACCCUUCCCUUCUCUUGGCCCUGCUACCCUGCUCUGCCUCUAUCAUAUCUUGCCAGCUGCAAGGGAGGAGAGAAAAGGACCAUGAAGGGGGCAAUUUACUAAUCUCUGCAACACUUGUAUCAAUCACAAAAAGUCCCCAUCAGUAAUUCUAGUUUAUCUUUCAUUUUGGUUUUGAAUCUAUUCCAAGGUUUCCAAUCUGGGAAAUCUGACUUCAAGGAGUCCUUGAACCAGUAGAAAUUAUGUGCAACAUUUUGUGUGUGCACACCCAUGUAUUUUGGGGAAAGGUAAAGGCCCACAGCUUUAUCAAGUUACUGAAGGGUUCUCGUAAUUCCAAAUUGGGAAUGGGGGAGAGGUAUUAAGUUUUCCCAUGAAGUGAGAAUUUGUGACCAAUGUCUUGAUAAUGGGAAAUCUUAACAAUGAAAAAGGUAAAAAUCAAUUAUCAAUUAAUGCAAAAGGGAGAGACACAAGAUAAUUUAACAUUAAAGACUUUGUUUAAUACUCCAUUUAUAGUCAAGGCCAGAUAUGGUCCCAUCCUCUAUACCUUCUUCAUGCUAGAAGAUUGAAUAAAAUGAAUAGUUAUAGUCAUGAUCUUAAAUAUUGCAAAAUUAUUAAAUUACACUUGUAUUAUUGCAAAAAUAUUAUACUAUGCCAGUACAGUUUUAGGUUACUUUAAAUUUCAAUUAUUAGAAAACAGCCCAUGAACUAUUUAAAUAGAGUAAACUUCUGGAUUGCCUUUUCCCUGAAGGUAAUACUUUGCCUACUCACCUGGCAGAUUCCGUAAGGGGGGGCGGGUACAAAAAAUCAGGAACCCCUUGUUUAUUUUCCAAAAGCCCCCUGUGUCUGGCUGGUCAUUUCCUUCUGAAUAUGAGUCAUCUCUCCUGGUCUGUGCACUGGAGUCUCAUUGUCAUCUGCACCUCAAGAUUCCCAAGGUCUCUCUCUCAAUCCCUUCCGCCUUCCGUCCCUCUGCACAACCCCCUCGACACACACACACACACACGCAAGCACACAUGCACGCACAACCUCUGUAAAUGCAUUGUGUCCCCACUAAUGCAGGACGGUCAGACCCUGAAAAUCCCGCGGCAGGGUAGCAGCUCCUCUUCCUUUGUGCUCUCAGCGCCCUGCACGUUCUCAGGUUUCCAAGCAAGACUGCAGGUCGGAUUGGCUGCGCUACGAAGAGGAGCAGAGGCUACACCAAAUCACGAAUCUAGGAUUUCCAUCUUAUUUAGUCUCCUCCCUUAGAAUCCUGGCAACAGGUUUGUGUAGUUGCUCUGAGGAACCCUUGCCUGGGGUUGCCACGGAGAUAGGACGCAACUAACAUACAGAAACGGCUUAGCAGACCUUAACAAAGCAACUGCCCUGUGUUGCUUCCUUCUGUAUCUGCAUGUCCCCUUCAGCCAGAACUUUGUUUUUUCUUGACUCCUUCCAUGGAAGAGUUGACCUCUUUGAAUCAAGAAAAAGAAAACCAAGAACCAGGGGAAGCAGGGCAGCUACGGGAAGAAAUGACAGCAGCUUCUUUCCAAGAUCCUGAGCCUGGGUUAUCUGAGCCCCCAGAAUCCCAGACGGGUCCAGAAACUGAACCCCAGCCCAACAGCAGCCCUCCUCAGAGUCCCCAGACUAAAGCCAGCAUGCCACUGGGCGACCUCACAAGACCAGGUGCAUCAUCUCCGGCUUACCCUCCCCAGGAGGCCUCUUCUACUCCUUCUUCCCUGGCUCUUGCCAGACAGGACCUUGCAGCAUCAUGGCAGUCAGACAAGACCACUAGUGUGAUUUCUGAAGCUGGGACACCUUACUCUGACCACCUGGAACAAUCAUCUGAUAAAGGAGAAUCACCUCCUCAUCAGACAUGCCAAUCAGAGGGAAAUGCCUUUCAACAGUCUCAGAAAGCCAAACAUCACGUGUUUGGAGCAAAGGAUGUGAGCUAUACCAACGCUAAACCAAAAGAGCUGGAAUUUGAUAUUUUUCAGGAGGAAGAUUCAAACAGUAACUAUGAUCUGGAUCAGACUGGGCCUAGGGCCUCUGAAAUGGCCCCUGGCAUGCUUGAGAUUGCCAUUCAGAAUGCUAAGACUUACCUACUGAAGACCAGUAGCAAGUCCGGCUUAAAUCUAUAUGAUCAUCUUUCUAAUAUGCUGACCAAGAUCUUAGAUGAGCGUCCUGAAAAUGCUGUGGACAUCAUUGAAAAUAUUAGCCAAGAUGUGAAGAUGACACAUUUUAGUAAAAAAUUAGAUACACUUCAAAAUGAGAACGAGAUGCUUCCAACAUAUGAAAUAGCAGAGAAGCAAAAGGCUCUUUUUCUCCAGGGAAACUUGGAAGGAACUGACCAAGAACUGGAAGAUGAAAUAGCAGAAAACUCUCUUUCAAAUGUAAUGGAGUCAGCUUUUUAUUUUGAACAAGCUGGAGUUGGUUUGGGUACAGAUGAGACUUACCGCAUAUUUCUUGCCCUCAAACAGCUUACUGACACCCACCCAAUCCAAAGAUGCCAUUUCUGGGGCAAAAUCUUGGGUCUGGAAAUGAAUUAUAUUGUGGCUGAAGUAGAAUUUCGUGAGGGAGAAGACGAAGAGGACAUGGAAGAGGAAGAUAUAACUGAAGAGAGGGACAAUGGAGAUAGUGAAGCUGAUGAAGAUGAAGAUGAAUUACCAAGGGCCUUUUAUAAGGCCCCACAGGCUAUACCAAAAGAAGAAAGUAGAACUGGUACCAACAAAUAUGUCUAUUUUGUUUGCAAUGAACCAGGAAGACCAUGGGUGAAGUUACCAUCGGUUACACCUGCACAAAUUGUUACUGCAAGAAAAAUCAAGAAGUUUUUCACUGGGCGAUUGGAUACUCCCAUCAUAAGCUACCCACCUUUCCCAGGAAAUGAGAGCAAUUACUUACGAGCACAAAUUGCCAGAAUUUCAGCAGGGACCCACGUCAGCCCUCUAGGAUUCUAUCAGUUUAAUGAAGAGGAAGGAGAGGAGGAAGAAGAAGUAGAAGGCAGGCGAGAUAACUUUGAAGAAAACCCGGAUUUCGAAGGCAUUAGAGUGAUUGAUCUAGUGGAAUCCCUAUCCAACUGGGUUCAUCAUGUACAAUAUAUUCUCCCUCAGGGUCGCUCUAAUUGGUUCAAUCCCAUACAAAAAAGUGAGGAGGAGGAGGAGGAAGAUGAAGAAAAAGAAGAAAAAGAAGAACCUGACUACACAGAACAGGAAGUGGGGCCUCCUCUUCUGACACCAAUUUCUGAAGAUUUAGAGUUCCAAAAUACACCACCGUGGACAACACGGCUAUCCUCAAAUCUCACUCCUCAAUAUGCUAUUGCAGUCCUUAGAUCCAACCUUUGGCCUGGAGCAUACGCCUUUUCCAAUGGCAACAAGUUUGAAAAUUUCUACAUAGGCUGGGGUCAUAAAUAUAGCCCAGAGAGCUAUACACCCCCAGUUCUACCACCAGUUUACCAAGAAUACCCCAGUGGAGCGGAUGUUACAGAAAUGGAUGAUCCUACUGUGGAGGAAGAACAGGCUUUCAAAGCUGCACAAGCAGCAGCUCUACUUCCAGCUGAGGAAAAUGAAAUAAUCGAGGAAGAGGAAGAUGAGGAUGAUUAUGACUGAGAAUAAAAUUAGGACUGAUGUGAGACUAAUACAUAACUAAUGUAGGACCAAUUUUACAUGUUAUAUGUAAUUUACAUAAUUAUAUAAUCAUGUGCAAAAUAUUCCUUGAAAAUAUCAAAUUUGGAAUUUCAUAUGUGUAGCUAAUAUGUGCUUAUAGAAAGAUGCUUAAUGGACUUUCCAGAGGCUAAAUGACAUGUUCUUACACCACAGUUCUGAUGGCUACAAUUCAUGGAAUAUUUUGGUACUGUCAAUUGAUACCAAGACCAAAAAUAUUGCUAAUCACCGAAUUAAAGCAUGUGUUCUUAACCAGUGUGUGAUACUGUGUGCAAAUACUAUGCAUAUUUGUGUUAUUUUCACUUUUUGUUCUAGUUGCUGGGGGGAGAGUUUAUGACUCUACCACCUGCUCAGACUGUGGGAACACUCAAAUUUUUAACCUACUACAUCUUAAAUAACUUCCCCAAUACCUUGUCAUUCAUCCUAUAGAAACUGGUUUGACCUGACUGGAUGAAAAUUUGUAGACUGCUAGCUGGGAUAUCCAAAGACUUCAGACUGUUAUUUUCUACCACUGCUUCUCUAAAACUGGUUAUUAUUUUCUUUCAAUAAACACCUAUUUUAAGUCCUCUAUGUACCAGGCACCCUGAGAGUACCAUUAUAAACUAGACAUUGUUUCUGAAAUCUUAGAAUUUACAUUCAAAGUGGGGAAUAUUAAAAGGGUAAUAGAAAACUAAAAUAGAUUGCAACUUAGCAGGUACUAUGAUACAAACAUUCCAGGGUACCAUAGAACAGUGCUUCACACUAUGGAAAAGGACCAAUUAAAAACAAAUUCUAGUCUACUGCUAUUAUUUUUAUAAUAUAAAGUAAAAAUGUCACAGCAAUUAUAAUUUCUGUAUCUCAUCACAGAUAGGCAGUUCGCAGAUCACUAAUUUACACUUCGAGAAGCACUGCUAUCAAACUCUUAGAAGGUGCAUUUAACCCAGACUUGAGCAGUGCCAGAAGCACUUCUAGAAGGUGGAAAACUAAGUGGAGAAGGGUGCUAAGCACCACCUUCCAUUUUGGCAAAGGACUUCAGGCUCAAAGUUGUGAAACUUUUGAGUGGUGAGAAAUGAACCUGGUAGGGCCCAAAUUGUGUGGAAUGUCUAGAAUUUAUCCAUAAGCAAUGAAGAGGGCUCAACUAGGAAAUCACAACUACUUUAGAGUAUUUUGGCUUCAGUGUGGAAGAUGAACUGACAGAGGAUCUAGGUAAGGAGACCAGUUUGUAGAUUAUCACAUUAUCUAGGUAAGAGAGAAUGAUGACAUGAAGAGAGGAAAAUUACACGGCAGAUAUAAGUAAAACCUGGUUAUGGUAUGAAUUACAGAAUAACAGCAAGGAUGGGAUUUUAUAAUUGGCAUUAUUAUUCAUUCUCAGAGUAGAACUUUAAGUAUUUGAUGGAGUAGCUAAUGUUUAUAAAACUUCAAAUACGUUCUUUACAUUUUUUCAUGGACUAGAUACUUGUUGCUUUUUGUUGUUGCCAUUUAAUAUCCAUUUCCUCACCUACUCUGAUAUCCUUUUGUGAAACUGCCUCCAUCCAAUGGCAUACAGUCUCAUGCCAAUCAGAUACACCCUUUAUAGAAUCUGAAUUUUGAGCAGGGACAUUCUACCUUGGCUCCUAACCUGACUGUCAUGCUAUAAAUUAGACCAUAUUCCAGCCUCUUGAGUUGCCUUGGUUCCAGCAUAGUUCUCUAGUUACCUGUAGAUUCUGUGAAUUUCUGAUAAUAUUUCAGUGAGUUCCCUUCUGCUCAAAUUGGCCAAAGAAGGAUUCUUGCUUACAACCUUACAUGACACAUCUAACAUGAAUCUGACAGUUUCUUCCCUAAAGGACACAUUAAAACACAAGACUCUGAAUUACAUAAAUUAUGUAAGAGAAAGUAAAUGUUUAACAAAAGCAAAUCCAUCACUAGUUAUGCCUGUUAAAUAUUAAGGUUAGUCUAUGAAGUAAGAAAGGAAUUUCAUUAUACAGCUGACUCAUGAACAAUACUAGCGUACCAACCCCCUGCACAAUCAAAACUCCACAUAUAACUUUUGACUCCCCAAAAACAUAAUUACUAGUAGCCUGUUGACUGGAAGUCACACAGAUAACAUAAACAACACGUAUUUUGUGUAUUAAAUACUGUAGUCAUAUAAUAAAUAAAAGCUAGAGAAAAGAAAAUGUUUUUUCAAAUUGUCACAAAUCUCCAAAAAAUUUUCCAAUAUUUGUUGGAAAAAAACAUUUUUGUAUAAAUGGACUUGUGCAGUUUAAACCCAUGUCAUUAAAGGAUCAACUCUAUGUUUUACAACAGAAAAAAAACAGAAUACUAUAAUGGUAAGAGCCUGGAAGUAAGACAGCCUAGGUUCACACACUGGAUUAUGAUAAUUUUCUUGGGCAAAUUACUAAUCUCCCAGAGCUUCAGCUUCCUGACA
This is a messenger RNA of Manis pentadactyla (Chinese pangolin), 6060 nucleotides long. RefSeq names its product radial spoke head component 4A (gene RSPH4A). Bases 1476 to 3623 code for a protein of 715 amino acids. Lineage: Eukaryota; Metazoa; Chordata; Mammalia; Pholidota; Manidae. Gene Ontology annotation, biological process: axoneme assembly; cilium movement involved in cell motility; cilium assembly. Gene Ontology annotation, cellular component: radial spoke; axoneme. The transcript has 6 exons. The record is from RefSeq and is a predicted model, not a curated record.